AAAGAACUUGCCAACUUCAACUGCAUGUUCUCGGCCCCGAAAAGUCACAGGCUUGUGGUCCCUCGCCACGUGCGCGCAUCCUGCCCACACCCCAUUUUCAAUUUCCCCUUGAAUCCCCCAACCGCCCCCCAGCUGCAAAGCGCCCCUCGUCUGUCCACAACCAUGGUCAAAGCUGCCCCGGAACUCCAUUACGAAGUCGAUGUGAAAGUGAUGACGUUUGCGCUCAAGUUUCUCAACACGGCGCCCAAGGAAAAGCUCAUGGUCGAGCUUGACAUGCCUGAAUCGACCGCCGACAAAGUGAUUGACCAACGCGACUUUGGCGGGUACAAAAACUUGGACGACAUUUUUGAAAAGAAGCUCAUGCGCAAGAAGAAGUUUAACGUGUUUCGAGACCGCCUGCUCGCGUAUGCCAAGGACAACCGACCGACUGAAAAGGCCACCGACGACGACAGUGCCCCCACGUCGAAGAAAGGCAAGAAGAAGGGCGGCGCCACUACCCCCCAAGCUGAUGCGCUGCUGCAGCUGCAAAAAGCGGAAAAACCCGUGUUUAAGGAAACCGAACCACUGCGCUUGCGCUUUGGAUAUUUAUUGCCGACUCCCGUCGUGGAAGCUCCUGUCGAACAUGAAGCUGAAGUGGUCGAAGUCGCCCAACCCGUGACCGUCGCUUAAUCGCAGCGCGUUCCAUGAGUAGUUUUGUCGAUCGUUCUGCGUGUAACCCCAACAAUUGUACAUUUGCCCCUA
Molecule: messenger RNA, 741 nt
Organism: Aphanomyces invadans
Lineage: Eukaryota; Oomycota; Saprolegniomycetes; Saprolegniales; Verrucalvaceae
Exons: 1
Coding region: 25-669 (214 amino acids)
Source: RefSeq, a predicted model, not a curated record